AUGACUAGAUAUUCAAGGAAGAAAAGGGUGGAUGAGAGUGAAACCUUAACUCUAGAAAACACGUAUGACCAUGAUGAAAUGGUACAAACUCGGAGUGCCAAGUCUAAUGAUGAGGGGAAGAGGAAGAGGCUAGAUAGGUUGUUGUUUGUUUCUUUGGUUAAGCAAUGGUGGGACACGACUCAUACGUUCCACUUUGAUGAGAUCGAGGAGAUGAUGAUGACUCCAAUGGACUUCAGUGCCAUCAUUGGGCUUCGUGUGUCCAACAACCCCUUGAAACAUAACAUAAAUGUGCACCAAAAGAGGAAGCAGUUAGAGAAACAGUUUGGGAAACAAGUUUCUCAUAGGGUUUAUAUGAAGAGAAUUAGGUAUGAUAAUCUAUCUACAACGUACUGGUACAAAGAAUCUGCAAUCGAUGAAAUUAAGAAUUACAAUGAGGGGUGCGGCGUUGGGGUUGGCAUUCCUAUACGAGGCGAAAAAAUGAAAGCACCGGGGGUUAUUGAAGGGUUUGGGAGGUCAGUGCAACUGAAUGUUACGGCCAUGGUUGUCUGGCAUCCAUAUGGGACGGAUGAAUCAAAGCUCCAUAAUUGCUUCAAAACAAACAAACCCCAUGUCCCUAAGCUUCCACCAAGGACCAUGCUUCGUGAUUAUGAGUUUACCGUUGAAGACGAGGAUCAUGAGGCACUGAAUGGCUCCUCCGUUGAAAAUUGGCAAAAUGAGCAAGGUCUGACGGUUGGAACCAUUCCUCCUCAAGCUUGGUUGGUGAGGAUACUGAGCUUCAUGAAUGCCAAUGAAAGCAAGUUAGUACGAAUUCCUCAAGGACAAGAGAAACCUGACGUAUCGUUAACCAAGGAAGUGACGCACGAGCAACAAUCUAAAAAGAAACAUGAUCCACUUGGAAAGGGAAAGGCACCAAUGCUCAAACAUGAAGAUGGCGAAGAGGAAGACGAAAAAGAUGACGUGCAAGAAGAAGAGGAUAUGAGGGAGAUGAUGUGA
Prunus armeniaca (apricot) is the source of this 993-nucleotide messenger RNA. Lineage: Eukaryota; Viridiplantae; Streptophyta; Magnoliopsida; Rosales; Rosaceae. The record is from the annotation of a GenBank genome assembly.